AUGGGAGACUUCCCAGCGAGUGUCAACACACACACCGGCGGUCACUACGACAACACCCAGCCGAGGCACGGGGGACUGGCUGCCGGCGCCGCCAUGGUGGACGUCUCCUUCGUCCGCAGCAUCCCGGCCAUCCUCAUGAUGGCUGAAGUGCUGCUGGGAUUAAUCCACUGGUCGGUGAUUGUCAGCUCGCCCGUCAUUGUGACGGAGCCGUACGGCUGGGUGCUGUUUGUGGCCAUCACACUGUGGGUCCUCACCAUCGUCCUCUUCUUCCUGAUCUUCUUCGGCGUCCAUCGUCAGAUCGCCGCCGUCCCGUGGACGCUGGUGGUGAUGGUGUACAACGCCGUGGCGACGGUGCUGUAUCUCACUGCCUUUGCAGUCAACGCGGCGUACGUGGACGUCUUAUUCAUCUUCGGCGCUGCCUACGAUCACAUGGCCGCCGCUUCUUUCUUCGGCUUCCUGACGUGGGUGGCGUACGGUGGCAGCGCCGUCCUCGCCUUUUUUGACUGGAAGGCAGAUUCUGGGAGAAACGCUGCGCCCGGCAAUGUGCCGACCUAG
This is a messenger RNA of Salarias fasciatus (jewelled blenny), 555 nucleotides long. It is a transcript of the gene pllp, whose product is annotated as plasmolipin. NCBI's taxonomy places the organism in Eukaryota, Metazoa, Chordata, Actinopteri, Blenniiformes, Blenniidae. Gene Ontology annotation, biological process: myelination. Gene Ontology annotation, molecular function: structural constituent of myelin sheath. The record is from RefSeq and is a predicted model, not a curated record. Bases 1 to 555 code for a protein of 184 amino acids. Gene Ontology annotation, cellular component: membrane. The transcript is spliced from 4 exons.